Messenger RNA from Drosophila takahashii, 1203 nucleotides. Its product is annotated as probable isocitrate dehydrogenase [NAD] subunit alpha, mitochondrial. Gene Ontology annotation, biological process: tricarboxylic acid cycle; isocitrate metabolic process. The record is from RefSeq and is a predicted model, not a curated record. Lineage: Eukaryota; Metazoa; Arthropoda; Insecta; Diptera; Drosophilidae. Gene Ontology annotation, molecular function: isocitrate dehydrogenase (NAD+) activity. Gene Ontology annotation, cellular component: mitochondrion.
UCCAUUCAAAACUCUUAAUUCGGGCCAAAAAAAAAUUCAAAAAUGAACACCUGGCACAAAAUGAACACCUUGAGGAAAAUGAACGUCUUACGGGAAAUGAACAUCUUGAUGGGUGGCAACUCUUAUCGACUUUAUUCGGCCAAGGAUCAGAAGGCGAAACCCCAGGAGAAGCCCAAGGGUAAGGAGAAUCCCCAAAAACCGGUUGAUCCUAGCAAGAAGACGACUAAGGUGACCAUGAUCAAUGGCGAGGGCGUGGGUGCCGAGAUGAUGAGUGCCGUGCAGCAGGUGAUUUGUGCCGUGAAGGCGCCCAUUGAGUGGGACAUCCACGAGGAGUACCUGGCCCCGGACAGCGAGGAUGUUUCCAAGGAGAUUCUGGACUCGCUGCGCGCCAACAAGGUGGGCAUCAAGGGACCCGUGGACAGUCGCCACUGGCAGCGGCAGAUCAGGAAGCAGUUCGCCCAGUUCGCCUACGUUUCGCUGUGCUCUAAUAUAGAGGGUUUGGACUCGCCCUACGGGGACUUCGAUGUGGUGAUCAUCCGGGAUCAGAUGGAGGGGGACUACUCGGGAAUCGAGCACUCUGUGGUUCCCGGGGUAAUGCAGACCAUCAAGGUGAGCACCACGGCGGGGGCAGCCAGGAUUGCCCAGUUCGUAUUUGACUAUGCACUGAAGCACAAUAGGAAGAAGAUCACGGUGGCCCACAAGGCGAACAUCAUGCGGAUGACGGACGGGAAUUUCCUGGAGGCCAUGCACGCGGAGGCCGAGAAGCAUGCCGAGAAGAUUCAGUUCGAGGAGAAGUACCUGGACACCUGCAUCCUGAACAUCCUUCUAAAACCUCACAAGUGCGAUGUGAUGGUCUCGUCGAGUAUGUACGGCGAUGUGAUGCGGGUGAUAACGGGCGGAAUGGUGGGAGUGCCCGGUAUUUGUCCAGGAUACUCGGUUAGUUCUUUAGGCACCGUUUUCGACUCGCGGAUGAAGGCGUGCCACGCCCUCGAGGGCAAGGAUCUGGCCAAUCCAACGGGGCCGCUGCUCUGCGCCGCCCUGAUGCUGCACCACCUCAAGAUGGACAAGCAGGCGGAUCAGCUGGAGUGCGCGGUGCGCACCGUCUAUAGGGACAGCGAUAUUCGCACACCGGAUGUGGGCGGCAAGGCCAAGUGCUCCGAGUUCGUCAAGGCCGUCUGCGAUUGCCUAGAGAACGCAAAGUAA